AUGACCUAUGAACUUCCUGAUGCUAAAACACUACGACAUAUCCCUGAUGAAUACAGAAAAUGUGGGGAAUGUGAUAAAACUAAAAUUGAUGAAUUAAGAAGAUCAACUAUUUGUUGUCAUAUUUUAUGUCAAGCAUGUCUUUCAGUAAAACAUGAGAGAUUUACAUGUCCGAAGUGUGGAAUUGAAUUAUCAAAAAGUGAGUUUGUGUCAUACAAAAGAGAUGACUCAUUAAUGAAAAAAGAAAAACGAGAAAAGUUACCUAAAAACAUAAAAGAAUUAGACCGAGGGGAUUUCAAUGAUACCCCAACUUAUAACAACUUUCUUGAAGAAGUUGAAAUACUUAAUGAAAGAAUGAAAACUGAAAGUGAUCCUACUAAAAUGGAAUUGUAUAUUAAAUUAGCUGGAAUUAAACCAAGAAAGCACAAAGGAACAGAUAAAAAAAGGCGUUUUGAAGCUCAAAGUAAAAAAGAACAAAAAAAACCUCUUCAUGAACUUGCUAUCAACGUUCAAACAAAUGGUGGAAUGAUUGACCUUCAUACUGAAACACCUAAAAAUGUUAUUUCAAAAUCAAAACAAACAACUGUGGCUGAUGAAAUAAAGAAGUUUUUUGGAUACGAUCCAAAAUGUGUUCAAUUAAAGAAAAAGUAUGAAGCUCUUAAUUGGUUUUAA
This is a messenger RNA of Entamoeba dispar SAW760, 669 nucleotides long. RefSeq lists its product as uncharacterized. The transcript has a single exon. The coding region runs from base 1 to 669 and encodes 222 amino acids. Lineage: Eukaryota; Evosea; Mastigamoebida; Endamoebidae. The record is from RefSeq and is a predicted model, not a curated record.